Molecule: messenger RNA, 1369 nt
Organism: Capsicum annuum
Lineage: Eukaryota; Viridiplantae; Streptophyta; Magnoliopsida; Solanales; Solanaceae
Exons: 3
Coding region: 114-755 (213 amino acids)
Source: RefSeq, a predicted model, not a curated record
AACUUCCUUAUAAGCUACGACUCGCUGGUACAGUAAAACAAGUUGUUAUUUGGAGGUGUGAUGGAGGGAAAGAAAUUGAUCUUCAUGCUGAAUAUCUUCAUACGCUCGAGUGUAUGGUAUGGAACAAUGUAAGAUUUUUUUUCUCAUUUGUUCCCACGCUGGAAAAUGUAACGGUUUGUCCUUGGUGGUCAAAUUCAUACAUAUUUAGUCGUGGUGCAAGAGAUUUAGAUGAUCAGGUUAAAUCUUUAACCCUCGGUGCGUUUGCUGAUGAGGUAAACUACUCCCCAGUAGAGAUCCCAACAGAGAUUGAGACGUUCAGAAGCCUUAGGACAUUAAGCUUGACACUUAUUUCCAAUUAUGAGGUUUUACAUUUAGUUGAACCAUCCGAACUCUUGGAUUCUUGUCCUCUUCUCCGAAAUUUCAAUUUGGUGGUGGUAAUAAAGAAAUCGCGAAGAAUAAAUGAUGUAAGAGGAAGAAGAAGGCCUCAUAUAUCGCCUUGGUAUCACGAUAAACUAAAACAAGUUACAUUUGGUGGAUUUUAUGGAACAGAAUCAGAGAUGAGACUUGUUCUUUAUGUUCUGACAGUUGCAACGGUACUUGAGAAAAUGUUUCUCAGCCCUGGCUACGAAAAUUAUUUCUCGUCAGCACCGCAGACUAAAUUGAAUCUUUCAUUCGAUGAAGGAAAACGCAACUCAAUCCAACAAAAACUACAUGGACGAGCUAUCUCUAGGAAAGCUGUCAUGAUCAUCCAAUAAGUUGUGGUGAUUUCAUGGUUGAUUCCCGAGAUUCUAUUAACUACGACACCGAUAUAUUAUUAAUUUACGUUGCUUACAGUGUCAGCAGAGUCUUAUCUUGCCUUUAAUCUUGUUCAAUGCAGAUAGCUUUCUUUCUAUGUACAAGACUCUGUCACUCAUGUACUGCAAGAAUUUUUGUUAUGUCCAUGCAUGAAAUCUUAGAAGCUAGUUGACCAUACAACACGUAGUUUUCUUUCAUUGUGCUCAUCAGAGAUAAUAGUCGAGAUAGAAGCUCCAAAAAUGAUCAAAGAGAUGAUUUAUAGUUGCCUUUCUUUCAAGGACCAAUUCAUCUUUGUAGUAAGAGUGAUCAUACAGUGACAGCAUCUACAAGUUCACAAUUUGAUGUAGUAAAUAGGUGAAUUUCAUUUUGUCUUGAAAAAAAAACAAUACCAUCCAAAUGUUAGUGAAUAAGCGACAUCCUUUAACAAAAAAUACUGCUUAUAAGAUCAACAUAUGCAGCUCAAUGAAUAAGACACUUCUAGUCCUCUAUUUGAGAUUCACUACUUGUUCUCCUUGAUUCCCAUCUUCAAAAGUAAAAUUUUGAAACAUAGCCCUCAAUCGAGACAAGAGGGAGA